This is a messenger RNA of Momordica charantia (bitter melon), 1554 nucleotides long. Its product is annotated as putative envelope ADP,ATP carrier protein, chloroplastic. Gene Ontology annotation, biological process: transmembrane transport. The record is from RefSeq and is a predicted model, not a curated record. NCBI's taxonomy places the organism in Eukaryota, Viridiplantae, Streptophyta, Magnoliopsida, Cucurbitales, Cucurbitaceae.
UCGGCUUUAGAUUUUUCAGGCUUUGUUCGACUUCCUUUGAUCCCUUGGUUUUCAACCUUUCGAGUUUCUUGUUACCGGUUACUCUGUUGUAUGUAAGCCAUUCAGUUCCGUUGAGGACCAUGCGUGAAGACAAGAAACCUGUUAUUGUGUGGCGAAAUAUUGGAAAGCUUGAAGCAUCUGAUCGUCGGAUCUUCAUCUUCAACACUACGGAUUGUGGAGCACUGUGGAAAAGCAACAAGCAAUUUGGCACCAGUGGUGGUAGUGGUAGCAACGGCGGUGGCGAUGGCAGCCGUAAAUUUGCCUGCAUUACUUUGGUGAAAAAAAGAAACCGGAAGGAGUUCGCGCCGACGCCGGCUCAGCUGCUCAAGCAUCCAUUGUCGAUUCUUGCUUUGGUGCACAGAGAAGCAACACUCUUCGCCGCUGGCGCCGUGUCGGGAGCGGCCUCUAAGGCUGCGACAGCACCGCUCGAUCGCAUCAAGCUUAUUAUGCAGACUCAUGGAGCAAGAAUUGCGCAAGAAGGAGCUAAGAAGUCUAUUGGUUUUAUCGAGGCAAUAACAACCAUAAUAAAGGUGGAAGGAAUUAGAGGGCUUUGGAAGGGAAACCUUCCUCAGGUUAUGCGCAUCAUACCAUAUAGUGCUAUCCAACUCUUUGCCUAUGAAAAUUUUAAGAAUCUUUUCAGUGGAGAAGAUGGUGAACUUUCUGUGAUUGGAAGACUAGCUGCUGGUGCUUUUGCUGGCAUGACAUCCACCAUCAUGACAUAUCCAUUAGAUGUUUUGAGGUUACGCUUGGCAGUUGACACAGGGUUACGAACAGCAUCUGAGAUUUCAUUAAGUAUGCUACGAGAGGAAGGAAUCGCAUCCUACUUCAGUGGUCUUGGACCAUCCCUUGUUGGCAUAGCUCCUUAUAUUGCCGUGAACUUUUGCAUUUUUGACUUGGUAAAAAAAUCUUUGCCAGAGGAAGUUCAAAGGAGAACUGAAACAUCUUUCUUCACAGCCUUGCUCUCAGCUUCCCUUGCCACACUCAUGUGCUAUCCUUUGGACACCGUGAGAAGACAGAUACAAAUGAAGGGUACACCUUACAAGACAGUUUUGGAUGCUUUUGCAGGUGUAUGGGCUGCUGAUGGAUUUGUUGGAUUCUACAGGGGUUUACUGCCCAACUUCCUGAAGAAUCUACCAAGCAGCAGCUGUCCUCCACUCCUUUACUGUAGCAUCAAGCUUACCACAUAUGACCUUGUCAAGCGUCUAAUCGUGACCAGUGAAUAUGAGUAUCAGAGAAUUAUUGAGGAAAAUCRCGCAAAGCAUAAGCUGGAAGUCCCAGUGACUAAAUUUUCCUGAAUAUUUAUGACCARAAAAAAAUCCUGAAUAUUUGUUCUUAUACCAUGGUUCUUCUCCRUCUUUAUAUGUCAAGUUUUUUUUUAUGCGGCUCCUAUGGUAUGAUUUUUUGGGUUUUCUAAUAGUUAAAAGAGGUAUGAAAAAAGGGAGAUACAUCAUAUUCAACUAUUAAAAAAAGGGAGAUCACUCGGUGGAUUUGAAUUCUACCACCGACCAUGUAAAA